Penaeus indicus is the source of this 1370-nucleotide messenger RNA. RefSeq names its product pancreatic lipase-related protein 2-like. The record is from RefSeq and is a predicted model, not a curated record. Gene Ontology annotation, biological process: lipid catabolic process. The annotation marks the transcript as partial. The transcript is spliced from 8 exons. Gene Ontology annotation, molecular function: lipase activity. Lineage: Eukaryota; Metazoa; Arthropoda; Malacostraca; Decapoda; Penaeidae.
GUCGAACCGCAACGCCGGCGUCGACAUCCACUACACCGACGCGGCUCUCGACUCCAAUUUCGACGGCGCGAGGAGAACGAUCGCCAUCGCUCACGGAUUCCAGGAAGAUGGUUACAAUUCGGCGUGGAUGGAUGGCAUUAAGGAUUUGGUGUUGGAUGUGAUCGACGCGAACGUCAUCAGAGUAAAUUGGAAGACCUUGGCCGCUGCCCCGAGGUACGACUUGGCCGCCGUCGACACUUCCUUCGUCGGGAAGGAGUUGGCGAGUCUCUUGAACGACUUGAAGCAACGAGGAGGACUCUCUUCUACGAACGUUCAUCUCAUCGGCUUCUCUCUCGGGGCUCAAGUCAUGGGCGUCGCGGGGCACAACUUCAAGACGGUUGAUAGGAUUACGGGUCUGGACCCCGCCUACCCCCUCUUCGGCGAGGCUCCCCUGCAGGACCGCCUCGACCCCAGCGAUGCCUCCUUCGUGGACGUGAUCCACACCAACAGCGGCCCCCUCCUCACGGGCCACCUGUCCUUCCUGGAUCCGGUGGGGCACGUGGACUUCUAUCCCUGCGGUGGACACGACCAGCGAGGCUGCCAGAACUUGAUUGAUAACGUGCUGGAGAAUCUUGCCGAUCUCACUUUGGAUGACAUCGACGCCUGCAGCCAUGGUCGAGCUCCUGAGUAUUUCAUUCACUCCCUUUCUACCAAUGACUUCCUAGGAUUUAAGUGCGCCAAUUACGAUGAGUUUGAGAGGGGUAACUGUCUCAGUGUCACAAACACCCUUGGCUGGAACGUUGACAGAAACAAUAAGGGUAUUUUCUACAUGGACACUCUCACUGGAGCUCCUUUCGUUGCCUCGCAGGCCACGGCUACGGUGACUAUAGGAUCGACAGCGGCCCAUGGCGAUCUCUUCCUCAGGGUCAAGAUCGCCGGCAUGGAAGACAACGAGUGCCAGAUCUUCACCGGGUGGGACCGUGAGCGAGUACAACCAGGCAGUUCGUGGACUCACAUCGUCCCUGUCCCGAAGAGCGGUGGCAUGACGAGCACACAGGUUGAGCUCGAAUACGUCAUCAACGAACUCUGGAUCGGAUCGAACUCGAACACUAUGGACAUCGCUUCCAUUGACGUGGAUGACCAGGGAUCGCAUUCCUGUGUUGUUUCGGGAACUACACUGCACAACGCUGUACCCAGGACAUUCUCGCCUACUUCUGGGUCAUGUUAGAUUUUUUGCACUCGAAAUGGGAAAAAUGUUGCAAAUGUUGUCAAUGUUGGUGCAAAACGCAAUAGUGACAGCAUAAAUUGAUGUUAAAUAAAUUUUCUUGUUGGGUUAUGAUACCUUUGGAUAUGGAAACUAAUAAGUUAGUGUAAAAUAUAUAUAUAUAUUU